AAGCCAAGCCAAGCCAAGCCAGCAAUAUCCUGUUUGUAUACACGCUUUUCCGACCUUUCUAAACUGCGAAGCUUUUUUCGAGGACGACGAAGACGGGGACGGAGACGACGACUAUUCCUUAGUCUAUACGACAAAGCUACGGGACAUACACUACUUCCCUUUUAGACUGAUCCCAUGUGACUGUUCAGUUGCCGUUGCUCUUGGCCCCACACAUAUGAAGAGCAUCUCCUCGUGUACUUCUUCAUCUUUACAUCGACUAGGAAGUUUGUAAAAAAAAAAAACAAAAAAAAAACAUCAAUAGUACAGUAUAAGCUUUGUGCCAGCAGACAAAGGGUUUGGAAACAUCCAAGCAGAUUACCACAAAUUUACGAAAACAUCUGACGUUCACAAAGAAGGAAGAGGCAGCCACGGCUUUGCGUGUAUAGUCACAGUCGUAUACCCUGGAGCCACUAGAAGCCAUUAUACUGUGCCUUCGUAUAUGAGGACUCAGAAAGCCUGAUCGUCAUCGUAGUAUCACGUGCCAUCAAUGCAACGAUUUCUCCGUCUCAUGUCUUUCCUUGUGAGCGCCACGUUGUGGCUCGCUUCAGUUCUGUUCUUAGUGGCGUUUCUCCUGUGGCUGUACAACAAAAUGAAACACCGCAACUGCGUUUCACGAAGGACCAUGGUUGGAAAGACAGUCAUCAUCACUGGGGGGAACGCAGGUAUUGGGAAAGAAACGGCCAUAGAGUUAGCAACGCGCGGGGCACGGGUGAUCAUCGCUUGCCGAAACAAGUCACGUGGUCAAGAAGCUCUCGACGAGAUCAAGCGUCUCACGGGAGGUGACGUCGUCUUGAAGCUGGUGGACCUUUGCUCCUUUGAAUCCGUCAGGGCUUUCACCAAAGACAUCCUGGAGACUGAACCAAGACUCGACGUUCUCAUCAACAAUGCCGGGAGGGGCAGCGGGGCGAAAGUAGUCAAGACCGACGACGGGUUUGAGGAGACCUUCCAAGCCAAUUAUUUGGGACACUUUCUUCUGACUAAUUCGCUGUUAGGUCUGCUGAAGAAGAGUGCCCCCAGCAGAGUAGUGGUGGUAAGCUCUACGAUGCAUCACUUCGGCUCCAACGCACGCCUCCUGUCGUGCUACAACCGCGACAGCACCGCCGCUAUCAUUACACGGUACACAUACAGCGACACCAAGCUUGCCCAAAUGCACUUCGUGGAAGAGCUUGCCGAAAGGCUAAAAGACACAGGAGUUACCGUGAAUGGUCUGCACCCUGGCUACGUGCAAACGAAUAUUUUCAGAAAAGAACAAUUGUCGGGACUGAUAUUCUACUACGCCUCCUACAUUUUUGCGAAGUCACCUCGGGAAGGUGCGCAGACGACCCUGCAUCUGUCUCUUUCCGACACGGUUGCCGACACAACUGGCAAGUACUUCGCCGAAUGCAGCCAAGCAUCAAGUAGUAAUUCUCUCCGGAACGAAGAAACCCGCAAACGUUUAUGGGAUAUGAGCUGCCACUAUGACAGGACUUUAACCCGCCUGUUUUAUUACAACUGUCAGCUUGGAGGACGCGUCAUUACACGGCCACGUGAUUGGAUCUUCCCAAGAACACGUCUGUCUUUAAGUCUGUUCUUUUCGCACUUCGUUUUCUAUGCGAGAUUCGUGAGACGUGAUCUUUCGAGAAGCCUUCGAUGUCACACUUUGUGUCGAAGAUUCGAUAGGGAAGCAGGCAAGAUGGAGAAACUGCUGGUCAGCAUGGAGCAGCAAACAUGGCUGGACUGGAUGCUAUGCUCGGUGAUAGGGAACGCGUUCUUGAUACUGGCAACGGUCCUGGUGUUGGUCAAGGGAUACCUGAUGCAUUGUAAGGGGGUGUUUCGGUCGGAGCAGUCGAUGGAAGGAAAGACGGUCAUCGUCACCGGAGCCAAUGCAGGAAUUGGAAAGGAGACAGCCAAGGACUUAGCCCGUCGAAGAGCCCGGGUCAUUUUGGCUUGCAGGAACCUGACGCUCGCUCGAGCCGCUGCUCAAGAGAUAUUUCAAGAGACCAAACAGGUGGUGUCAGUGCGACACCUGGACGUGGCCUCGUUCAAGUCCAUCCGAAACUUUGUCCGCGAAAUCAUUCAGACUGAGGAGAGAAUCGAUGUACUCAUCAAUAACGCCGGCAUGGUCUCCCCUGUCAAGGAUCAACUGACCGAGGACGGCUACGAAGUAUGUUUCCAAACAAACUACUUAGGCCCUUUCCUGCUCACUAUGUUGCUCCUCGACCUGCUGAAGAGAGGCUCUCCUAGUCGCAUCAUCAACCUCUCUUCCAUCAUGCACCACUUCGGCAGCGCCAAAGACAUCGAAAAUAAAGCCCGCGGUUGUUACCUCUGGACCCAUCCGCUGCUGGUGUACAGCCACACCAAGAUGGCCAUGAUGCUGUUCACCAGGGAACUGGCAAAGAGGCUUAAGGACCACGGUGUGACCGCAAAUGCGGUGCAUCCAGGACUGGUGCAAACAACAAUUGCUACCAACGGCGAUCCUUUCACAUUCCUUCUCUCCAUCUUCUCAUUCGGUAUCUUUGGCAAGACACCUCGAGAAGGCGCACAGACAUCGAUCUACGCCGCCGUGGCUCCGGAGCUCAAGGGCGUUACAGGAAAGUAUUUCCUGGACUGUACAGAGGGUUACAUCAGCUGGUGGGCCCAGGACGACGCGCAAGCGAAGACCUUGUUCGAAGCUACGAAAAAACUCGUCCAGCUCAACGAGUAGAAGAAGUUGUUUUGUGUGAGCGAAAUGCGGUGCCGCAGGACAACCAUCGCUGGCGCACGGUGAACGCAAAUACCGUUCACAUGAAAGUGUGAACAGCAUUGCUGUGGUGCGGACUUUCAAUCAGAGUGCGAGCAUGACACUGCUAAGAACUUCUUUGCCUUCCCAGCUAGGCUACGCAGUCGCGCUGUAGGUGUUUAUUCGGAUGGCGUCACGCGCGAGGGAGCGCCACUGUAGCUAGCGUAUUUGCCGCCAUGAUUUGUAGUUUCUCACUCUCCAGGCCUUUACCCUCAUUGUAAUUACCAUGCAUUUGGUGUCUUCAAGUUGCUGUGCCGAGGGGCACUAAAGUGUUAAAAUUUCUCCCCGCGGCAUGGAGGACGCCGUUACCUUGACAUUAACACAAAAGGAACGGGAUUCGUCCUUUGCGUUGUUCGUGAUCCAUGAGCGAAAGUAACAGUGAAUGUACGCUUUCGCUCUCCCCCGUCUUCUCAAGAAGUGCGACGAUGAAGAGAGGCAUCCCAUUGGUGUCCUCAAACAGUCUGCCACGACGAUUGGACAAAUCGUUGACCAAUGAGAGCCCGCUCCCUUUCCUUUUUUUUUUUUCGCUCAUAAAUUACGAUCGACGCAACCGAUGAAUCUCUUUCGUUUUGUGUUAAUGUCAAGGUAACGGCAUCCUUCAUUCCGCGAGGGAGAAAUUUUUGCACUUUAGCGCCCCUUUAAUAGCAUUCUAAAUAACGUAUCGCAGCGAAUAGGAACCGAGACCAAGCUUCGCUAGACAUAAACCAUGGCGGCGGUCUCACCUUUUUCUAAUCCGAUGCCUUCUGAAAGGGUGACGUCAGUGAAUAGGCUUUAUACGCAGUACAACCGCAGACGGAACGAAUGUAAUAUUGUACCGUUUUCUCUUUUUUUCUUUUUUUUUUUCCCUUUGCUCCAAGAUGACCGUAACUAUGCAUGGACGCCGACUGUGGAAGACUCCUUCGACAUGGAUCAUAGAUUUCUUUCAACUGAUUGUACUUCUAAACGUUUUAGAUCUCAGCGCGAAUAUAAAGCGCCCAAUUUUGCUCUACAUCCUGUUAUUCACUCGUUUCGAGGACUGCUCAUUGUGUUGUUUUUUUGGUUGGAUGAAAAAAAGGAGAAAAUAAAUUAAAAAUCCUUAU
Molecule: messenger RNA, 3876 nt
Organism: Ornithodoros turicata
Lineage: Eukaryota; Metazoa; Arthropoda; Arachnida; Ixodida; Argasidae
Exons: 14
Coding region: 527-2722 (731 amino acids)
Source: RefSeq, a predicted model, not a curated record